AUGCUGUUGCAGUGCAGUCUCAUCAGAAAAUCAGAAACAGCUGCGCAGAAGCGGCUGCGCAGGAACAGCUGCGCAGAAGCGGCUGCGCAGAAGCGGCUGCGCAGAAGCGGCUGCGCAGAAGCGGCUGCGCAGAAGCGGCUGCGCAGAAGCGGCUGCGCAGAAACGGCUGCGCAGAAGCGGCUGCGCAGAAGCGGCUGCGCAGAAGCGGCUGCGCAGAAGCGGCUGCGCACAAGCGGCUGCGCACAAGCGGCUGCGCAGAAGCGGCUGCGCAGAAGCGGCUGCGCAGAAGCGGCUGCGCAGAAGCGGCUGCGCAGAAGCGGCUGCGCAGAAGCGGCUGCGCAGAAGCGGCUGCGCAGAAGCGGCUGCGCAGAAGCGGCUGCGCAGAAGCGGCUGCGCAGAAGCGGCUGCGCAGAAGCGGCUGCGCAGAAGCGCCUGCGCAGAAGCGGCUGCGCAGAAGCGGCUGCGCAGAAGCGGCUGCGCAGAAACGGCUGCGCAGAAACGGCUGCGCAGAAACGGCUGCGCAGAAACGGCUGCGCAGAAACGGCUGCGCAGCAGCGGCUGCGCAGAAGCGGCUGCGCAGAAGCGGCUGCGCAGAAGCGGCUGCGCAGAAGCGGCUGCGCAGAAGCGGCUGCGCAGAAGCGGCUGCGCAGAAACAGCUGCGCAGAUGCAGCUGCGCAGAAACAGCUGCGCAGAAACAGCUGCGCAGAAACAGCUGCGCAGAAGCGGCUGCGCAGAAGCGGCUGCGCAGAAGCGGCUGCGCAGAAGCGGCUGCGCAGAAGCGGCUGCGCAGAUGCAGCUGCGCAGAAACAGCUGCGCAGAAACAGCUGCGCAGAAACAGCUGCGCAGAAACAGCUGCGCAGAAGCGGCUGCGCAGAAGCGGCUGCGCAGAAGCGGCUGCGCAGAAGCGGCUGCGCAGAAGCGGCUGCGCGGAAGCGGCUGCGCGGAAGCGGCUGCGCGGAAGCGGCUGCGCGGAAACGGCUGCGCGGAAACGGCUGCGCGGAAACGGCUGCGCGGAAGCGGCUGCGCGGAAGCGGCUGCGCGGAAGCGGCUGCGCGGAAGCGGCUGCGCGGAAGCGGCUGCGCAGAAGCGGCUGCGCAGAAGCGGCUGCGCAGAAGCGGCUGCGCAGAAGCGGCUGCGCAGAAGCGGCUGCGCAGAAACGGCUGCGCAGAAACGGCUGCGCAGAAACGGCUGCGCAGAAACGGCUGCGCAGAAACGGCUGCGCAGAAACGGCUGCGCAGAAACGGCUGCGCAGAAACGGCUGCGCAGAAGCGGCUGCGCAGAAGCAGCUGCGCAGAAGCAGCUGCGCAGAAGCAGCUGCGCAGAAGCAGCUGCGCAGAAGCAGCUGCGCAGAAGCAGCUGCGCAGAAGCAGCUGCGCAGAAGCAGCUGCGCAGAAACAGCUGCGCAGAAACAGCUGCGCAGGAACAGCUGCGCAGGAACAGCUGCGCAGGAACAGCUGCGCAGGAACAGCUGCGCAGGAACAGCUGCGCAGGAACAGCUGCGCAGGAACAGCUGCGCAGGAACAGCUGCGCAGGAACAGCUGCGCAGGAACAGCUGCGCAGGAACAGCUGCGCAGAAACAGCUGCGCUGGAACAGCUGCGCAGGAACAGCUGCGCAGGAACAGCUGCGCAGGAACAGCUGCGCAGAAACAGCUGCGCAGGAACAGCUGCGCAGGAACAGCUGCGCAGGAACAGCUGCGCAGAAACUGCUGCGCAGAAACUGCUGCGCAGAAACUGCUGCGCAGAAACAGCUGCGCAGGAACAGCUGCGCAGGAACAGCUGCGCAGGAACAGCUGCGCAGGAACAGCUGCGCAGAAACAACUGCGCAGAAACAGCUGCGCAGGAACAGCUGCGCAGAAACAGCUGCGCAGAAACAGCUGCGCAGAAACAGCUUCGCAGAAACAGCUGCGCAGAAACAGCUGCGCAGAAACAGCUGCGCAGAAACAGCUGCGCAGGAACAGCUGCGCAGAAACAGCUGCGCAGAAACAGCUGCGCAGAAACAGCUGCGCAGGAACAGCUGCGCAGGAACAGCUGCGCAGAAACAGCUGCGCAGGAACAGCUGCGCAGAAACAGCUGCGCAGAAACAGCUGCGCAGAAACAGCUGCGCAGAAACAGCUGCGCAGAAACAGCUGCGCAGAAACAGCUGCGCAGAAACAGCUGCGCAGAAACAGCUGCGCAGGAACAGCUGCGCAGAAACAGCUGCGCAGGAACAGCUGCGCAGGAACGGCUGCGCAGAAACGGCUGCGCAGAAACGGCUGCGCAGAAACGGCAGCGCAGAAACGGCUGCGCAGAAACGGCUGCGCAGAAACGGCUGCGCAGAAGCAGCUGCGCAGAAGCAGCUGCGCAGAAGCAGCUGCGCAGAAGCAGCUGCGCAGAAGCAGCUGCGCAGAAGCAGCUGCGCGGAAGCAGCUGCGCGGAAGCAGCUGCGCGGAAGCAGCUGCGCAGAAGCAGCUGCGCAGAAGCAGCUGCGCAGAAACAGCUGCGCAGAAACAGCUGCGCAGAAACAGCUGCGCAGGAACAGCUGCGCAGGAACAGCUGCGCAGGAACAGCUGCGCAGGAACAGCUGCGCAGGAACAGCUGCGCAGGAACAGCUGCGCAGGAACAGCUGCGCAGGAACAGCUGCGCAGGAACAGCUGCGCAGGAACAGCUGCGCAGGAACAGCUGCGCAGGAACAGCUGCGCAGAAACAGCUGCGCUGGAACAGCUGCGCAGGAACAGCUGCGCAGGAACAGCUGCGCAGGAACAGCUGCGCAGGAACAGCUGCGCAGAAACAGCUGCGCAGAAACAGCUGCGCAGGAACAGCUGCGCAGGAACAGCUGCGCAGGAACAGCUGCGCAGGAACAGCUGCGCAGAAACUGCUGCGCAGAAACUGCUGCGCAGAAACAGCUGCGCAGAAACAGCUGCGCAGGAACAGCUGCGCAGGAACAGCUGCGCAGGAACAGCUGCGCAGGAACAGCUGCGCAGGAACAGCUGCGCAGAAACAGCUGCGCAGGAACAGCUGCGCAGAAACAGCUGCGCAGGAACAGCUGCGCAGAAACAGCUGCGCAGGAACAGCUGCGCAGAAACAACUGCGCAGAAACAACUGCGCAGAAACAGCUGCGCAGGAACAGCUGCGCAGAAACAGCUGCGCAGAAACAGCUGCGCAGAAACAGCUUCGCAGAAACAGCUGCGCAGAAACAGCUGCGCAGGAACAGCUGCGCAGGAACAGCUGCGCAGAAACAGCUGCGCAGAAACAGCUGCGCAGGAACAGCUGCGCAGGAACAGCUGCGCAGAAACAGCUGCGCAGGAACAGCUGCGCAGAAACAGCUGCGCAGAAACAGCUGCGCAGAAACAGCUGCGCAGAAACAGCUGCGCAGAAACAGCUGCGCAGAAACAGCUGCGCAGAAACAGCUGCGCAGAAACAGCUGCGCAGGAACAGCUGCGCAGAAACAGCUGCGCAGGAACAGCUGCGCAGGAACAGCUGCGCAGGAACAGCUGCGCAGGAACAGGUGCGCAGGAACAGGUGCGCAGGAACAGGUGCGGAGGAACAGGUGCGGAGGAACAGGUGCGCAGGAACAGCUGCGCAGGAACAGGUGCGCAGGAACAGGUGCGCAGGAACAGCUGCGCAGGAACAGCUGCGCAGGAACAGCUGCGCAGGAACAGCUGCGCAGAAACUGCUGCGCAGAAACUGCUGCGCAGAAACUGCUGCGCAGAAACAGCUGCGCAGGAACAGCUGCGCAGGAACAGCUGCGCAGAAACUGCUGCGCAGAAACUGCUGCGCAGAAACUGCUGCGCAGAAACUGCUGCGCAGAAACAGCUGCGCAGGAACAGCUGCGCAGGAACAGCUGCGCAGGAACAGCUGCGCAGGAACAGCUGCGCAGAAACAGCUGCGCAGAAACAGCUGCGCAGGAACAGCUGCGCAGGAACAGCUGCGCAGGAACAGCUGCGCAGGAACAGCUGCGCAGAAACUGCUGCGCAGAAACUGCUGCGCAGAAACUGCUGCGCAGAAACAGCUGCGCAGGAACAGCUGCGCAGGAACAGCUGCGCAGGAACAGCUGCGCAGGAACAGCUGCGCAGGAACAGCUGCGCAGAAACAGCUGCGCAGAAACAGCUGCGCAGGAACAGCUGCGCAGAAACAGCUGCGCAGGAACGGCUGCGCAGGAACGGCUGCGCAGAAACGGCUGCGCAGAAACGGCUGCGCAGAAACGGCUGCGCAGAAACGGCAGCGCAGAAACGGCUGCGCAGAAACGGCUGCGCAGAAACGGCUGCGCAGAAGCAGCUGCGCAGAAGCAGCUGCGCAGAAGCAGCUGCGCAGAAGCAGCUGCUAGAAGCAGCUGCGCAGAAGCAGCUGCGCAGAAGCAGCUGCGCAGAAGCAGCUGCGCAGAAGCAGCUGCGCAGAAACAGCUGCGCAGAAACAGCUGCGCAGGAACAGCUGCGCAGGAACAGCUGCGCAGGAACAGCUGCGCAGGAACAGCUGCGCAGGAACAGCUGCGCAGGAACAGCUGCGCAGGAACAGCUGCGCAGGAACAGCUGCGCAGGAACAGCUGCGCAGGAACAGGUGCGCAGGAACAGGUGCGCAGGAACAGCUGCGCAGGAACAGCUGCGCAGGAACAGCUGCGCAGGAACAGCUGCGCAGGAACAGCUGCGCAGAAACAGCUGCGCAGAAACAGCAGCGCAGAAACAGCUGCGCAGAAACAGCCGCGCAGAAACAGCCUCGCAGAAACAGCCGCGCAGAAACAGCCGCGCAGCAACAGCCGCGCAGCAACAGCCGCGCAGGAACAGCCGCGCAGGAACAGCCGCGCAGGAACAGCCGCGCAGGAACAGCCGCGCAGGAACAGCCGCGCAGGAACAGCUGCGCAGAAACAGCUGCGCAGAAACAGCUGCGCAGGAACAGCUGCGCAGGAACAGCUGCGCAGGAUCAGCUGCGCAGAAACAGCUGCGCAGAAACAGCUGCGCAGGAACAGCUGCGCAGGAACAGCUGCGCAGGAACAGCUGCGCAGAAACAGCUGCGCAGAAACAGCUGCGCAGAAACAGCUGCGCAGAAACAGCUGCGCAGGAACAGCUGCGCAGAAACAGCUGCGCAGAAACAGCUGCGCAGAAACAGCUGCGCAGGAACAGCUGCGCAGAAACAGCUGCGCAGAAACAGCUGCGCAGAAACAGCUUCGCAGAAACAGCUGCGCAGAAACAGCUGCGCAGAAACAGCUGCGCAGAAACAGCUGCGCAGGAACAGCUGCGCAGAAACAGCUGCGCAGAAACAGCUGCGCAGAAACAGCUGCGCAGGAACAGCUGCGCAGAAACAGCUGCGCAGAAACAGCUGCGCAGGAACAGCUGCGCAGAAACGGCUGCGCAGAAACAGCUGCGCAGAAACAGCUGCGCAGAAACAGCUUCGCAGAAACAGCUGCGCAGGAACAGCUGCGCAGAAACAGCUGCGCAGAAGCAGCUGCGCAGAAACAGCUGCGCAGAAACAGCUGCGCAGAAACAGCUGCGCAGAAACAGCUGCGCAGAAACAGCUGCGCAGGAACAGCUGCGCAGAAACAGCUGCGCAGGAGCUGCUGCGCAGGAACAGCUGUGCAGGAGCAGCUGCGCAGGAACAGCUGCGCAGGAACAGCUGCGCAGGAACAGCUGCGCAGGAACAGCUGCGCAGGAACAGCUGCGCAGGAACAGGUGCGCAGGAACAGGUGCGCAGGAACAGGUGCGCAGGAACAGCUGCGCAGGAACAGCUGCGCAGGAACAGGUGCGCACGAACAGCUGCGCAGGAACAGGUGCGCAGGAACAGGUGCGCAGGAACAGGUGCGCAGGAACAGCUGCGCAGGAACAGGUGCGCAGGAACAGCUGCGCAGGAACAGCUGCGCAGGGACAGCUGCGCAGGAACAGGUGCGCAGGAACAGGUGCGCAGGAACAGCUGCGCAGUAACAGCUGCGCAGAAACAGCUGCGCAGAAACAGCCGCGCAGAAACAGCUGCGCAGAAACAGCUGCGCAGAAACAGCUGCGCAGAAACAGCUGCGCAGAAACAGCUGCGCAGAAACAGCUGCGCAGAAACAGCUGCGCAGAGACAGCUGCGCAGAGACAGCUGCGCAGAGACAGCUGCGCAGAGACAGCUGCGCAGAAACAGCUGCGCAGAAACAGCUGCGCAGAAACAGCUGCGCAGAAACAGCUGCGCAGAAACAGCUGCGCAGAAACAGCUGCGCAGAAACAGCUGCGCAGAAACAGCGGCGCAGAAACACUCUAUAGCCUCCGGUUACAGGAGCGUACCUCCAUGUUCAAUGUUUUUUGGGCAGUUGAACAUGUAAAGUUGAAUCCCGUACGCGCGUGGUAG
Schistocerca nitens (vagrant locust) is the source of this 6291-nucleotide messenger RNA. Its product is annotated as trichohyalin-like. Gene Ontology annotation, cellular component: nucleoplasm. Lineage: Eukaryota; Metazoa; Arthropoda; Insecta; Orthoptera; Acrididae. Bases 1 to 6291 code for a protein of 2096 amino acids. Gene Ontology annotation, biological process: cell differentiation; regulation of osteoblast differentiation. The record is from RefSeq and is a predicted model, not a curated record. The transcript has a single exon.